Molecule: messenger RNA, 969 nt
Organism: Mesorhabditis spiculigera
Lineage: Eukaryota; Metazoa; Nematoda; Chromadorea; Rhabditida; Rhabditidae
Source: the annotation of a GenBank genome assembly
AUGACCGCUUUUAUGGCCCAAAUGCUCGACGAGUUGAUGGGCACCGGCCGUAAUUCAGUCGAUGGCGCGUCGAAAGUGUCUUUUGAAAACCCAGAGGUCUGCAAAUUCGCGUUGGCCGGUUUCUGUCCCCGGGAAGCGUUCCGCAACACAAAGAUGGACUUUGGGCAAUGCGCUCAGCGCCACGACGAAUGUUUCAAAGAAGAAUAUAAACGCAGCUCGCGCUUUGGCAAACUUGGCUACGAGGAGCUGUUUAUGAGACGUAUUCGCGAAAUCAAUCGAGAGAUUCAACGAAAAAUCGACAAGAACACCGAUCGUCUUAACUCUGGCUGCUUGCCGGGCGUGGAAGGAGUAACGACGAAGUAUGACGAACAAUUGGCCAAUCUGACUCGCCAGAUCGAUGAAAAUAUGAAUAAAGGACAACUGAUGUGUGAAGCCGGCCAAGUCACCGAGGGACAAGAAUUACUCAAGGAGGCCGAGGAACUUCAGGCCGUUCGCGAAGAACUCGAGCAGAAGCGCAUCGUCAGCAUUCGCCACGUGGCUGGAAUCGCCAUGGAUCUGUCGAGGCCAAUGCACGUUUGCGCGGAAUGCGGGUGCUUCAUGUUGACCACCGAUGCGCAAUGCCGAAUCGACGAUCAUCUGGCGGGAAAACUCCACACAACCUGCGCGCGAAUUCGUCAGAUCUUGAAGGAGGAGCGCGAGAAGCAGGAAAAUGUUGAUUCGGAUAAGGAUGGCGACGAGGUAAUCUUUUGCGCGGUUGUUUUUGCACAUCUGGCCGCCGUGGCAAUCGAGACUCCGGCCGUCGACAUGACCGCAGGCGCCAGCACUCGAAAAGUCGCAGCCCGAGGCGCAGCUGCAGCCGUUCCCCACGCCGUCGCGGCGAUGAGCGUGACCGACGCGACCGCUAUGCUCGUGAUGCCCGCGGCUCUCGGCGCUACUAACCGUUCUCGCCUGUUGCACAAAUUGCUUCGU